Vicia faba (fava bean) is the source of this 2178-nucleotide messenger RNA. NCBI's taxonomy places the organism in Eukaryota, Viridiplantae, Streptophyta, Magnoliopsida, Fabales, Fabaceae. The record is from the annotation of a GenBank genome assembly.
AUGGCGAAUCUUGUUCCCGGAGUGCUUUUGAAGCUUUUACAACACAUGAAUACAGAUGUGAAGGUUGGUGGUGAACACAGAUCAUCCCUUUUACAGGUUGUAAGCAUUGUUCCAGCUCUUGCAGGUGGUGAGCUUUUCCCAAAUCAAGGUUUUUAUCUGAAGGUUUCAGAUUCAUCUCAUGCUACUUAUGUUUCUUUGCCUGAUGAACAUGAUGAUUUGAUUUUGAGUGAUAAGAUUCAAUUGGGUCAGUUUGUUUUUGUUGAUCGGUUUGAAGCUGGUUCUCCUGUUCCUGUGAUUAGGGGUGUUAAGCCUGUUCCUGGUAGACACCCUUGUGUUGGUAGUCCUGAGGAUAUUGUUGCCACUCAUGAGCUUUCAUUUCUUGAUAACAAUGGUAGUGAUACUAGGAGGAAUAAGAAUAAUGUUGUUUCUUCUGAGAGUCCUAGGAAUGUGUUUGGUAGCCAUAGGAAUGUGUUUGGUGUGAAGGAGAAAGAGAAGAAGGAGAGAGGGAGGUUGAGUUUUGGUGGUGUUAUUGUUAAGGAGGAAGGGUUAGAGAAGAAGGAGAGACUGAGAUUGAGUUUUGGUGGUGCUAGUAGUGUUAAGGAGGAAGGGUUAGAGAAGAAAAGAGGGUUUUUUGGUAGAGGUAGUAGUAAAAGUGAGUCUUUGAAAACAAAACCGGUGUUGAAGAUUGAUGUGAAGAGGGAAUUGUUACCUCACCCGUUACCUAGAGUGAGGUCGGCGAGUUCGAAGUCGAUUCCUUCUUCGCCUAGUAGUGUUUAUUCAUUGCCGAAUUCUUUUGAGAAAUUCUCUAAUGGUGUUAAGCAGCAGAGGGCAAAGGCUCUAAGAAAGAGUUGGGAAGGAACUAUGGAGAUCAAGACUAAAGAGUCUUCCAAAAUCAAGGGCACUGCUGCUAAGCCGGUAGUUCAAAGCUCGAUUCCUAGGAGAAGCAUGGCGACUGAUAAGUUACCGUCUAGAGAGGUUAAAGCCCCGAUAAAGCCCUCUAAGGAAGAACACAAGGCUCAAGUAUCUAUAAAGAAGGUGACUUCUAAUGGAAAUAUAGAGGAACAAGAGAAAUCAAGUAAGCAAAGGAUUUCCUUUGUAAAGAAAUCGGCAGAAGUUUCUAACAACGGAUUACCCGGAAACAUGGUCAAAGUUUCCCUAAGUACUAGAAAAGUGACAGAUUCAAGUGUUCAAUGGGCGUCACUCCCGUCAUCUAUUUCAAAGCUCGGAAAGGACGUAAUGAAGCACAGAGAUUCUGCACAGCUGGCUGCAAUUGAGGCUAUGCAAGAAGCCGCAGCUGCCGAGAGUUUGUUACAAUGCUUGAGUAUAUAUUCGGAGCUGACUAAUUCUGCGAAGGAGCAUAACCCACAGCCAGCAGUAGAGCAGUUUUUAUCGCUUCAUGCAAGCCUAAAUAGUACCCGGACGAUUGCAGAAUCCUUAUCUAAACCCAUUCCAGAUGGUUCAUCUCCGGAUUCCGAAAAUAGCAAACUGGAAGAAGCACUAAAACAAAAAUCAGAUAGACAAAAACAAGCGGCUUCUUGGGUCCACGCAGCCCUGGCCACCAACCUGUCAUCUUUCGCUGUUUAUUCAAAAGAAGCUUCGAGUAAUAAUUCUCAAAUUCAAAAGACUGCAGUUGGAAUUCAACCCGCGUUAGUCCUACACAAUUCAAGCGAAAAUUCAUCGUCAAAACUUCGUGUAAAAUCUCGUCCGAUAGUUCAUUCCAAGCUUGUCUCACAAGGCAUCAUUCCUCGUAAAUCGACCGAUUCAGCAAAUGGACACAAGCAACCAGUCCAACCACCCCCAGAGUGGAUUAAAGGAAAUAGUCUCGACGAGGUGGUUGGUUUGGCUGAAAUGUUGCAGGUACAAUCCCGAGACUGGUUUUUGGGAUUCGUUGAAAGAUUCUUGGACAGUGACGGCGACACUACCUUGUCGGAUAAUGGACAAAUAGCAGGUAUGCUCACUCAAUUAAAGAGCGUAAACGAUUGGUUAGACGAGAUAGGAUUGAGCAAAGACGAAGAAGAAUCAUUCCAGAUAUCAGCAGAGACAAUUGACCGACUGAGGAAGAAGAUAUACGAAUAUCUUCUCACACACGUCGAAUCCGCUGCAGCUGCACUUAGCGGCGGAUCACAAUCACAAGCAUUGCCUCGGAUUCAAACAUCACAUGUUAAAGCCAAAAGGUGA